Messenger RNA from Menidia menidia (Atlantic silverside), 636 nucleotides. Lineage: Eukaryota; Metazoa; Chordata; Actinopteri; Atheriniformes; Atherinopsidae. The record is from the annotation of a GenBank genome assembly.
AUGGCCACGGGAGAAAUCACCACCCUGCCCUCAGCUCCUGAGGCCCCCGGGAGUUUUAAGGACCCGAAGAGGCUUUACUGUAAAAACGGGGGGUUCUUCCUCAGGUUGAGGCCCGACGGGGGAGUGGACGGGAUCCGGGAGAAAAACGACCCCCACAGGAGGGGGGGGGGGGCUUUUAGAAACAGAGAGAUGGCCACGGGAGAAAUCACCACCCUGCCCUCAGCUCCUGAAGCCCCCGGGAGUUUUAAGGAUCCAAAGAGGCUUUACUGUAAAAACGGGGGGUUCUUCCUCAGGUUGAGGCCCGACGGGGGAGUGGACGGGAUCCGGGAGAAAAACGACCCCCACAUAAAGCUGCAGCUCCAGGCGACCUCGGUGGGGGAAGUGGUCAUCAAAGGAGUUUCUGCUAACCGAUAUCUGGCUAUGAACCGAGACGGACGCCUGUUUGGAGCAAGGCGAGCCACAGAUGAGUGCCACUUUCUAGAGCGGCUGGAGAGCAACAACUACAAUACCUACCGCUCCAGGAAGUACCCCAACAUGUACGUGGCCCUGAAGCGCACCGGCCAGUACAAGUCCGGGAACAAAACCGGGCCGGGCCAGAAGGCCAUCCUGUUUCUGCCCAUGUCCACCAAGAGCUAA